Messenger RNA from Opisthocomus hoazin, 684 nucleotides. The record is from RefSeq and is a predicted model, not a curated record. Lineage: Eukaryota; Metazoa; Chordata; Aves; Opisthocomiformes; Opisthocomidae.
AUGCUCAGCAAGUCAGGCACAACAGCUUUCCCUGUCACACACAAAAUCAGGGUCCCAGCUGCCCCCACGACAUCAGCUGCUGAAAGAUGCUUUCAGAGAGAGAACGCGGUAGGCAAACACGAUUCCAGCGAUUCCACCUGCCUGACAGCGAACCGUGCUGGAGACAGCUCAGAGGACUUUUCCCUUUUGUUUUCUCUGCCUCUCGCCUCUCUCCGUGCGCGCCCAGGUUUACGCGUCCAUGAAUAUUUGUAUUUCCAAGUGCUGAGCCCUGGCGACAUCCGCUACAUCUUCACUGCCACUCCGGCCAAGGAUUUCGGCGGCGUGUUUGGAGCACGUGCUCCGCUCUUUCCUCCUCCGAGGGCUGAGACAGGAGCGGCCGUGGCCCAGGAGAGCUGGGGCUGCUCCUGCCUGUCGAAGACGCGCGUGAUCCAGGAGCACGGCGGGCGGGCGGUGAUCAUCGCGGAUAACGCCUACGAUAACGACAGCUUCUACACGGAGAUGAUCCAGGACAGCACCAGGCGGACAGCCGACAUCCCCGCGCUCUUCCUGCUGGGCAGGGACGGGUACAUGAUCAGACGCUCCCUGGAGCAGCACGGGCUCCCCUGGGCCGUCAUCUCCAUUCCCGUCAACGUCACCACCAUCCCCACGUAUGAAAUGAUGCAGCCCCCUUGGACCUUCUGGUAG